AUGCCGGGACUCUUUCUUCCGAAGCAUCAAAAGUUGAUCUUACAAUGCUAUCCUCCGGGAAAGGGGGUGGAAAAGAAACCCAAUCCCAGUGAACUCAGUUAUUUACUUUACUAUGCCUCCACCAGACGUGUUAAAUUGGAGAAAGUCAUAACUUUUUUAAACAAAAAAACUGUUGGUGACUCCAAUAGGAAUCGUUUUGGCAAUAUCCAGGUGACACUUACACUCGUGCUGUCGUUGAUAGAAAAAUGUGUGGAUAAUUUGAAUGUGUUUGCUCUCCAGGCGGUGUCGAUUUUAAACUCUUCACUAAAGGGCAACGAUUUGACUUUGGCCAAAGCGGUGUUGGACACAUACGGCGUCUUGUGUAAGAAUCUCGACCGGGGGUUGUUUGCGGGUGACAAGGAGUUUGUCAAUUCGUUUAGUCGGUUUAGUCAGACCCUCAUCGACACCACCAUGAAAAGUUCGGCCAAAGGCGGCCCCAACCUGUGGGAGUGGAAGUUGAUCUCGCUUUUGGCGUGUCGCUACUUGUCGGGAUGCUUGAGCAAUAGUCCUGAGAUCUCGAAGUCCAUGUUGCACAAGAUUAUACCGAUUCUCAUUGAUACUUUCUUCGAAAAUGAUCAUGAACGAAUCUUGAGUGGAAGCUUAUCGCUUGAUGGAGAAAGUGUGAAGCUCUCGAAGAUUCAUACCUCCAAGACCAUUGUGUCUGCAAAACGUAUCACCGAAGACUUGGAAAAUGGUCUCGUUGAUGAGAAUGAUUUGUAUAUGGAGUCGAUAGCCGCAUUGAAGUCUGUGUUUAAUACUUCAUUGACAAGUCAGUUAAUAGAGGCCACCAACGAGGUGGUGGGUUAUACAUUUCAAGACUCACGGAUCACCUCCGAAUGGUCAGAACGGUUUUUGGAGUUGUGCGUUACGUGGGCACCAGUGCAAUUGAGAUUUGUGUUGUUAGACACUUUGGUGUUUGGAUUAAAGAAAGUCUCGUCAAAUGUCAAGCUCCAGCAGCAUUAUGCCUCUCACAUCUUUGGGUUGGUUUCUUCCAACGUCAAUAUGAUUGGGUUGUCGAUAUCGGACUUUAUUCAGAGUAUCUUGGAGUUGAAGGAGAGCCUUUACUUCAAAGACGAUUCUAAAAUCAGCGAAGAGGAUAAAAUCCAUCUUUCCGACAUCUUCUCCAAGUCCAUCAUCAACUUGUCAACGCACAUCUACUACUCUGAUCAGGUUCCUGAUUCCGUGUACGAGAUCUUUUUCAAGAUUGAGUCAACAUUGGAUUUGAGUCCCCAACAAGACACUACGAAAUUAUUCGACUAUGUCAUUAACUUAUUAUCAGAUAUUGAUGCCAUUUUCGUCAAACUCCACGAGUCAAGCUCCUCUGACAGUGUCAUCAACAGAAACCAUGUGGCUUUGGAUCAAUGGCAGAUAAGCUUACCUUUAAUUUCUCAAAAGCAUGCGGUGACCAUUUUCAACUCCUUAUCUGAAGAGCAAGUGGAGCAAAUCCAAAUGGUGUAUUUGAGAAUCUUUGACAAGUUUGUCGACUACGAGCUUACCACUGGUACUAGCCCCGAUUCGAGUCAAAUCAGUGGUAAGCCCGAUGUAGAUGACUUUUUGACUCCAGACUACAAGGAAUUGAUCACCGAGUCCACAAACUUCUUAUCCCACUACUUGGUAUACUUGGACAAGUAUUUGAACAAAAACGAAAAUCUCAGCUUGCCAAUUGUCCAGCAAUUGCUAAUGAUCUCCAAGAAGAUUGCUAGGGUAUUCGGAAUCAACUUCCUCAACAAUUAUAUCCCGUUCUUCUUCCAUUGGUAUGUCAACGAUUUCGAGGACGCUCUGAGGUUUGAUAUCAUCAAGGACACUUUUGCUCUGGCAUUAUUAAAAGAUUGCAUCACGAUUAUUGACAAGAAGUAUAGCCACGAGUUGGAAGGUUACCUGCAGAGGUCCGAGUUCAGCAAAAACUUGGACCAGAAUAUCAGCUAUAAAAUCAAAAACAGCUUAUGGGCCUCAGACCUCGACGCUUCCAGUGCUUCUGACUAUCCUGCCAAUUUUGUGAGGUUAACCUCCAACGAUAUGGGAGAAUUCAUCAAGGGAAACAAGUUUUUGUCAGAGUGGUUGAAUGCCCAAAAGCCUCUCAUUCUCAGUGUCUUGCACGAUGAAGUUUUGGGGGAAUCAAUAAACGGUGGUACCAACGGGUCUCAUACUAAUGGUGAUGUCUCUAACGGAAAUGGACACUCUAUAAAUGAGUAUCACGAUGCCCGUGAUAGUGAUGGCCCACCUCUAACUGUAAAUUCAGAUGUAUCAGAUGUGAAGCCUGGUUUGGGAUUGGGAACUCUUGCAGAUAUCGCAUCCAUUCAUUCAGGUUUGAGAAAUACCACUUUUAAUAGCACUUUGAGCAACAACUCGUUCGACAUCACAAACGGCUCGAUAGUGACGAACGAUAAGUUAACCCCCCCAAAAGUCAGCGACUUAAAGGGGAUGAUAAGCAGCUUUAAAAGUAGUAUGAAGAAACCGGGUCAGCUCAAGCAAGAUAACUCGGUGACCCCAGGAAGUGUGCUAUCGAAGCAAAUGGCUACACACGAUCUUGAUUCAAUUAUUGAUGGGCUUGAUGACGAUGAGUCGUUUGUUGUUUAA
Yamadazyma tenuis ATCC 10573 is the source of this 2616-nucleotide messenger RNA. RefSeq lists its product as uncharacterized. NCBI's taxonomy places the organism in Eukaryota, Fungi, Ascomycota, Pichiomycetes, Serinales, Debaryomycetaceae. Gene Ontology annotation, cellular component: plasma membrane. The record is from RefSeq and is a predicted model, not a curated record. Gene Ontology annotation, biological process: protein localization to plasma membrane.